Messenger RNA from Drosophila ananassae, 2483 nucleotides. RefSeq names its product alpha-tubulin N-acetyltransferase 1. Gene Ontology annotation, molecular function: tubulin N-acetyltransferase activity. Gene Ontology annotation, biological process: alpha-tubulin acetylation. NCBI's taxonomy places the organism in Eukaryota, Metazoa, Arthropoda, Insecta, Diptera, Drosophilidae. The transcript is spliced from 7 exons. Gene Ontology annotation, cellular component: microtubule. The coding region runs from base 571 to 2001 and encodes 476 amino acids. The record is from RefSeq and is a predicted model, not a curated record.
AAAAACAACAACUAUACCUGGUAUAAUACCAGUAAAAGCCUCGACCUGGCUUGAAUCUUGGCCAACCCCCAAAAUCUCGGGCUCCCCACAUUUAAUAGCCAACUUUCGUGCAAUAACGACGCCGCCACGGCUCUCCGGCUCUUUUUUUCCUACUCCCCAUCACACUCUCAUCGAAAUAGAGGCGACACAAUCAUCACACGACCGUAUGUGAAAUGUGUUAUUGAAUCAAAACAAAUCCGGAAGCCCAUUCGAAACGAUAACAACUCGGGACAGUGCUCUCGAAAAUAAUUUUUGGCAAGAAAAAUAGUAAUUCCAAAAUCGAUAUAAGAACGCCGCGAGUGUUCGGUGUUUGUUUCGAAAGAGUGAGAUAGAUACGCCCGCAACUCAACGCGCAGCAUCCACAAAUCCGUGUUGUAGCAAAAAGCCGGAGAGUGCAUCAUCCGAAUUGUCACUGGAAAGUGGAACUAUCUUUGAGAUACAAUAUUUUCAAGUCAAGACCUUUGACGCUGUUGAUUUUAAUUGUUGCGUGGAACUUUUAAAUAGGAUAGAAGAACAGACGAGCAGAGCAUAAUGGUGGACUUCCGCUUUGACAUCAAACCCCUGUUCCCCCAACCGAUCAUCAAGGUGACAUCGAACCUCCUGCCGCACACCUUCCGCGGCGACAGGCGUCAGUGCUUGGACGCCACCUCGAAGAUGUCGGAGAUCAUUGACAGUUUGGGUCAGCUCUCGGCCACCUCCCAGGGCCUCAACAAGCCGGUGACCACCGCCCAACGGCUGCGAAUGUGCGACACCCAGACCAUCUAUCUGCUGGCCGAUACUGAAGCUGGUCACAACGGCGCCGUCGCUGGUUUGUUGAAAGUUGGCACCAAGGACUUGUAUCUAUUCGACGAGACUGGACAGUCGCGCAAGGUGGAGAAUGCGCCGUCCAUUCUGGACUUCUAUGUCCAUGAGACACGUCAGCGGGCCGGACUGGGAAAGCGACUGUUUGAGACAAUGUUGCAGGAGGAGAAGUGGACACCGGUGAAGUGCUCGGUGGAUAGACCGUCGGAGAAGCUAGUGGGAUUCCUUAGAAAGCAUUACGGCCUAAGGCAUAUGAUUCCGCAGGCAAACAACUUCGUGUUGUAUCACGGCUUCUUCGACGGUCCUGGAGCGCCUGCGGCCAAUGGUAAUGGGAAUGGCAACGGAGACGCCCAGUCACCGCAGCACGCCACCCGGAACAAUGGACUCCACAUCACAAACAGUCCUAACACACAGCUCUUUGGUGCUACUUACCUGGGCGAGGAUUCUAACCGCCGUCGUGGCUCCCAGCAGCAGAACUCACCCAAUACCCUGAUCCAGCAGAUAACCCAAAUCUCUCCGUCCGGACGUUAUGGGGCACCGCGUCCCACCUGCAGCAUGGCCGAGAUAAUUCAUGCUGGAAACUCGAAAAACGGCAAGGGUGGUGGCAGCAGUGCAGAAUCCAACAGCGGCAAUGGACACGACAUUGCAGAGAUUGCCGCCCAGCUGGAGCAGCAGACUCUGGCCGAUAUUGAAGCCCAGCGGUAUGAGCCGGAGUUCGAGCCAGAGCCAGAGGUAGAGCCAGAACCAGAGCCAGAACCCGAACCCGAACCCGAACCAGAGGUUAUAACACCACCAUCGCCGCCGCCAAAGAGCCACACUCCCACUCCCCCGACAGUGCGAUCUCCGGAGGUGGCGGAGAGCAUCAUCGGCGACAACCGCCGGCCACCGGCAUUCCAGCUGAGCAAGCAGCACACGGGCAUGAAGAACCGCUCCUUUGGCGUCGGCAUGGCGGUGAUGCCGAGCAGCAAAAUGGAAUUCGAUCAGAUGGAGCGCGAGGACUUCGGUGUGGUGAAAAUCAAUCGUCCCCCGGGACAUGAUGUCACUUCGCCGGGCCAGGACAAUACGGAUGCAAUGUCCACGGUGUCGUCCGGCGGUGGAGGAGGAGGCCUCACCGAUCAGGGCUACUACGAUCUCAAAUUCUAUCACAACAAGUUGUGGUAAAGGCAACAUUUGCCUUCCAAUAACGGAGUUGGCAUAUUUUGUACGUCUGGCAUAAGCAUAAUUAACAAAAUUAAUCUAGGCUUAAGAACGUAUUUAUCCUUAAACACUCCUUAACGGUUCCUGUACUUCAGUUCGAUGAUUUCGAUGUGAGCUUCUUCAGACUUUUGUUGAUUUGUUCAUUUGUUAAAAGCAACGCACUUCUAGCCACACAAUUACAAUGUUAACAAUAGAAAAAUGAAUUGUAUGUAGACUAAUUUCCAACACAAUAAUUCCAACUAAAUAAUUAGAUAAAAAAAAAUAUAACACGUCUGUAUCUUCCAAUUACAGAAAACGCGAAUAUUUCGAACAAAUCUAUAGUGAAUACAUGCUCUAAUAGGCACAGCGCCAUCAUCAUAACAAUAAUCGUCAUUUUCUAACAUUUAGUUUAUAGAAGAGACCCCCCCUAAAAUGCAAACUAGAUUAAAGACCGAGAUAUAAACAAA